Messenger RNA from Bicyclus anynana (squinting bush brown), 2998 nucleotides. RefSeq names its product inter-alpha-trypsin inhibitor heavy chain H4. The transcript is spliced from 21 exons. Lineage: Eukaryota; Metazoa; Arthropoda; Insecta; Lepidoptera; Nymphalidae. The record is from RefSeq and is a predicted model, not a curated record. Bases 170 to 2881 code for a protein of 903 amino acids.
UUCGUUUUUUUCAUCUUUAUACGCAUUUAGUGUUUCAUUCUUUGUCAUAGUCACUUGCGUCUGGCCUGUUUAAGUAAGUUAAUCAAAUAAAACUAUUGGUGUUAAAGAACUUGCAGAGACUAAAAACAUACUGAAGGAUAAGAAACUUUCGGGUCGACAGAUCAACAAUAUGAAGAGUUGGUGGCUGGUGGCGCUGUGCGUCACUGUUCUAUCACUCCAUGCACUGGAAGCGUCCGCUGGGUUACCCGAGUUCCCCAACUUCCCAACAGUAGAUGACCAAAGAGUAGUAGUCGGAAAGGAUGUUACUUCAGUGGAGGAUGACGACACAGACGACGAUGCCUCAGCUACAAUCAAGAUGACGCACAUGCGCGUGCGCUCCGAGAUCGCUCUGCGCUACGCUCGCACGGCCGUCAUAUGCAAAGUAUACAAUCCCGGCAAGCGGCCGAAGGAAGCCAGCUUUAAUAUAUUGCUACCCGAAACUGCCUUCAUCAGCGGAUUUACUAUGACCAUCGCUAACGAAAACUAUGAAGCUUAUGUAAAGGAAAAGGAAGACGCUAACAAAAUUUACAAUGACGCGGUUGCACAGGGAAACUCCGCGGCUCACGUUGCUGCCAAAGCUCGAGACUCGAAUCACAUGACGAUAAAAUUCAACGUAGAGGGCAGGUGUAAUGCAACUUAUCGCUUGACAUAUGAAGAGUUUUUAAUUCGUCGAAAUGGCGUAUACAACCAUGUUAUAAACCUACUCCCUGGCAUGUAUGUACCUAAAAUGGACGUCGGUAUACACAUAAAGGAAUCGCAAAAAAUCUCUGUUCUGAGAGUACCAGAGUUGAGGACUGGGAACGAAGUUGAUCCUACGGAGAAAGAUCCACAAUAUGCAAAAGCCAUUAUCAAAAGAGGCACCAAUGAGCGAGAAGCUACUAUUACUUUCCGCCCUGAUCUGGUAGAACAGAAGAGACUGGCUGAAAUAUAUGCGGAAAAAAGUAAGCUACCAGCUGAUGCCGAUUCCGCAGAUAUUGGUUACAAUAGUGAAGAAGAAGUAAAUAAAGACGAGGGCUUACUGGGACAGUUCAUAGUUCAAUAUGAUGUAGAUCAGCCUAAGAAUGGAGAAGUUCUGGUUAAUGACGGCUACUUUGUCCACUUCUUCGCCCCGAAAUCCUUACCGCCUCUUAGAAAGCACGUCGUGUUUGUUCUUGACACAUCAGCUUCCAUGGGGGGAAUCAAAAUCAAGCAACUGAAGAAAGCUAUGAACGCUAUUCUCUCCGAACUAAAUCCAAAAGAUUACAUCAGCAUCAUUAAUUUCAAUUCAUAUGUUACAGUUCACAAUUUGCAAAAAGUUGAUAUGAAUACACAAGUAAAUAAUAAAACUCUGGUACCACCUGCAAAUGCUUCGCCAGAAAAUAUUGCUGCAGCAAAGGCUAUUAUUUCAAAAUUGAUUACUGGUGGAGGUACUGAUAUCUAUAACGCUCUUGAUAGCGCAAUGACCCUUGUCCAAGUUUUUGAUCAUCAUCAGUCAAAUCAAACGGAAUCAAAAAAUAAUACAAAUUUUGAACCAAAAACCAAUGAGGUGGAGCCCAUGAUUAUCUUUUUAACGGAUGGAGUUCCUGUCGCGGAAGAAAGAAAUACAGACCGUAUCGUGGCUUACAUCUCCGAGAAAAAUUCUGGCUUGAAACCAGCGAUGUUAUUUACAAUUGCUUUUGGCGACGAUGCGGAUCGCGUAUUCCUGCGCCAACUAGCCCUCCGCAAUCACGGCUUCAUGCGGUACAUCUAUGAAUCAGCGGAUGCAGCAAUCCAAUUGCACGACUUCUACCGACAAGUGUCUACACCGCUUCUCUCUGAUGUGAAGUUCGUCUAUCCUCGCCGACAGAUAAAGGAAGGGUCGGUCAGUCGUAGCCAAUUUCGUACAAUCAAUCACGGCUCGGAAGUGGCAGUAGUUGGAAGAAUCGCAGAGGACGUCAGAGAAAUCACACCCCAAGUGCGUGGCUUAAGAGGUGAAGAAGAUGGUAGCACGAGACUUUACGAAAUCAACAACAAAGUGCCAGUGACGCGUUCAAAGGACCAAUUCCUGCCUUUAGAACGUCUCUGGGCGUACCUGACUAUUAAGCAGCUGCUGGACAAACGCGACGCGGACAUUAACGUUGCCGAUAAAGAUGCCACAGAUGACAAUCCCGAGAAGAAAGCUCUUGCUAUAGCGUUAAAGUACUCGUUCGUGACGUCGUUGACGUCGCUGGUGGUCGUCCGUCUGAACAAAACUGAUGCUGUGGACGAUUUGGACGUCGAUAAAGUUGAUGAACCAAGUUUUUUGCCAUAUAAGCAAUCAUCUUCGAUACCGUUUUAUACAGUCUUCGCAUCUGGAGGAGGUCUAAGCGUGGAUUCAAGCGAAGGACCAGUACUAUUUGUUCAAUCGACUAAACGUUUUACCGCUACCGGUUAUGACGUUAGUUCUGGCGGUCACGGCGGAGGCAGCGGCGGAGGCUAUAACGGAGGCGAUGGCGCAUAUAUUUAUGGUUUUGGCGGAGGUUUUGCAAACCCAAAUUGGAGUGUGGGAAAAGAAUACCAUCUAAAAGGAUAUGAGUGGACGUCGUUUAUCUACAGAAAUGGUUCUCUUGUGUUACAAGUAAACGGGACUGAAGUCGUCCUUAAGCUCUCAAAAGAUGUAAAUCCACCAAAAGCGGCCGGAGGAGACGCCGAGUGUUACAACACCACAUUGACGUAUGCCGAUGACAAGCGUGGCGUUUGCGUGUACAUCACGCGAUGCUACGCCGCUCAAAACUUCAAUAAGGAUUUCUAUCUUAACAGCUACUGCUUUGUUGACGGGUAUGCUGGUGUUUGCUGCCCCAAAACCGGACUAACUAAACCUAACGAAUUUUUUCUAAUAGGGUAGUAAAAAAUGUCAUUGGGAAUAACAUUGGCAACAGUCGGCACAGUGUGACAACUCACCAUGUUAUGAGUAUAUAAAUAUUGUAAUUAAAAUCAAUACGUACAGUACGUAUUAUUAAUA